Molecule: messenger RNA, 1373 nt
Organism: Scophthalmus maximus (turbot)
Lineage: Eukaryota; Metazoa; Chordata; Actinopteri; Pleuronectiformes; Scophthalmidae
Product: dysbindin-like
Exons: 4
Coding region: 225-830 (201 amino acids)
Biological process (GO): negative regulation of protein kinase activity
Cellular component (GO): cytoplasm
Source: RefSeq, a predicted model, not a curated record
GCCGGAGGCAAAGCGGGGAGGGAGAGCAGCAGGACGGCAGGGCGGCAGCCAGCAUCGGUCACUGUGGGGCCGGUUGGAGUGAGCAGAGGAGGUGGGAGAUGAACGGCAAGCCUCUCCGCUGAACUCUCACAGGGCUGACUGGCCAUCACACACACACACACACACACACACACACACACACACACACACAGUGAUCUGUUACAUUCCCACGAUUCUCCAUCAACAUGAGCUCCUCAUCAUCCAACCUGCACAACAAACGCCUACCCUCGGAGACCGAGCGAGGCCAGAGGCUCCCAGAUGUGGAUGCAGCGCAGUCGCUCAAGCUGAGAGAGAGACAGCGUUUCUUCGAGGAGGUCUUCCAACACGAUGUGGAUGUCUACCUGUCCUCGGCACACCUUUGUAUCAGGGACUACAAGAGACCCCCCAUUGGCAGCAUCUCAUCCAUGGAGGUGAAUGUGGACAUGCUGGACCAGAUGGAGCUGACUGACAUCUCUGACCAGGAGGCUUUGGAUGUUUUCUUCGGCUCUGGAGGAGAAGAGGGAGUGCUGACGCCCCCACUGCCCGUCCGUGGGAACCACAACAACAACAACGAGGAAGUCAUCAGCAAUGGACUCUUCCGAAACGUCCUCGAGGGUCUUGAUGCCAAGUCCCGCAUGUCCUCCACAUCUUCAAACUCCUCCUCCGACAGCCAGACCACCAACGCCAACGGCGGAGACACCCCUGUUGUCGCGUCAGACGAUGAGGAGACACACACCGGCACAGUCAAGAGGCGAACCGCAGCUCCGGAGAGAGAGAGGGUGAAAACCCAGACUCCAUCGUCGUCUUCCUAGGACGCACACCCCUGGUGAUGGAUCUCCACCUGGCCGCAGCAUGGCAGCCGACACCUCGGGCGGGGCGGGGGGCGGGGUGACUCCAACCUACAACCGUCUUCCACAAACUGGCUCUUAUCACUCCUUGCAACCUUUCCUUUGAUUUAUGAGUUGUUGUGUUGUGUUUAUUUUGGAGGUGGGGACUAUGAACUAGAGAUUAAUUCUCACCCGUUUCCAUUCCUGUGAUGAAAUGUUUGAAGGACAACAUUUGCUCCUCUGUCACUUAUCUCGCAGGAUUUACGAUUGAUGAAUGAUUCAUUUUUUUUCUCCGGUACUACCACAACCAGGACUGUAAAGCAAAGACAGGAGUGAGAAUAACAAUAACUGGAUGAAGUAUGGCUUCAGGUAAAUGUGGAGAAAGAAUGUUAAAUGUGCUGUUUCUGAAGGCUACACAUCCUCCUAAUGAUGCAAACUCUUUUCUAGCUCUGGUUUUAAAUGAAUCUCAUGUAAAUUUCUCUGUUUUAACAAUAAAGGAAUGUUUAUUCUCGUGUUUUUAAGAACCAA